Messenger RNA from Amaranthus tricolor (Joseph's coat), 1664 nucleotides. RefSeq names its product transcription initiation factor TFIID subunit 15. Bases 209 to 1342 code for a protein of 377 amino acids. The transcript is spliced from 8 exons. Gene Ontology annotation, molecular function: RNA binding. The record is from RefSeq and is a predicted model, not a curated record. NCBI's taxonomy places the organism in Eukaryota, Viridiplantae, Streptophyta, Magnoliopsida, Caryophyllales, Amaranthaceae.
GAUCCUCUGAGAUUGUAAAACCUUUGUGUUAAUAAUUUGGGAAUAAAUUUGAAAAAUAAAAUUCGAGUAUUUGACAUAUUUCAUAUUUAGACGGCGACCAAAAGUCUCGAAACUGCUCACAUAUUUCUGUUCCUUCGUCACUUCCUCCCAUUUGCCUCAGGGUUUGAUUCUGGCUGCUUUUGUUGAAUUGGGGUGAAACUGAAGCAUUAUGGCGAGCUACUUAGGCAAAUCUGCACCAACUAAUGGGUGCAUCUAUGUUUGUAACCUACCUGAAGGGACUGAUAUUAACAUGAUGGCAGAAUUCUUUGGCACCAUUGGAUUGAUUAAGAAAGAUAAAAGAACCGGUCAACCAAAGAUAUGGUUAUAUCGUGAUAAAGUUACCAACGAACCAAAGGGUGAUGCCACUAUAACUUAUGAGGAUCCACAUGCUGCAGCAGCUGCUGUUGAAUGGUUCAACAAUAAGGAAUUUCACGGGAAUAUAAUUGGCGUUUUCAUAGCCGAGUCCAAAAACAAGGAUGAUACAGUGGAUGCAGGUGUACCUGUUGAUUUUGGCGGUCGUAAUGAAAGUGCUGUGGACUUAAAUGGGGGUGGUGGAAGAGGUAGAGGGAGGGGUGAUGCUUCUGGAAAAGCAUGGCAACAGGAUGGUGAUUGGAUGUGUCCAAAUACAAGUUGUUCCAAUGUCAACUUUGCUUUUCGUGGUGUUUGCAACCGAUGUGGAACAGCCAGGCCAGCUGGUAUCUCUUCUGGCGCAGGCGGUGGUGGUAGAGGUAGGGGUCGUGGAGCUGCUGAUGCUACUGGCCCUGGACGAGCUCCGGCUGGUCCAACUGGACUGUUUGGUCCAAAUGAUUGGCCCUGCCCCAUGUGUGGUAACAUCAACUGGGCAAAACGUAACAAGUGCAAUGUUUGCAACACUAAUAAACCUGGUCAGAAUGAGGGAGGUGUAAGGGGAGGGCGUGCUGGGGGCUAUAAGGAACUUGAUGAGGAAGAGCUAGAGGAGACAAAGAGGCGUCGACGUGAAGCUGCAGAAGAUGAUGGGGAGCUGUAUGAUGAGUUUGGUUAUCUCAAGAAGAAAUUUCGUGCAAAAACACAGCAAGCUGAGACAGGGAAGCCGCUUUCUGGAUCAGGACGUGCAGGGUGGGAAAGAGAACUAGGUGUAGCUGAUAGAGCUCGAGAGCGAAGCAGGGAUAGAGGGAGAAGUUAUGAUGACAGAGAGACGAGGAGUCGAGACCGUGAUAGUAGGGAUCAACGCCGGAGCAGAAGCAGGGAGAGAGAUAGGGGAAGGGAGUAUCGAGAUAGAGAUUACGAUUAUGACAGAGAUCGAAAUCGAGAUUACAGCAGAUAAAGGGAUCACUACAGACACCGACAAGAUUAUUAGUUGAUUGUUUAUGCUUUAAUUUUUAGUUCAUGAGCCACACAUUUGCUUCUUGAGGUGGCCUACGGCUGGUUUCUUAUGCCUUAGCUCGCUAUGGGUGAAAAUUUUCUUACGACAUUUGCUAAUUGGCUUGUAUGGUAUUUAAAAUAGUCUCCGUGAUGUGCAACCUAAAUGGACUUAUUUAAAUCACAUUGUCUUUGAUGAGUACGUUAAAUCUGUUAUCCUUCAUGAUAUCGGGAUAUCUUUUUGAGUUUUGAGGACCAUGUAAUCUGUAAGGAAAAAUUAAGAUCGA